Molecule: messenger RNA, 1135 nt
Organism: Neltuma alba
Lineage: Eukaryota; Viridiplantae; Streptophyta; Magnoliopsida; Fabales; Fabaceae
Exons: 1
Coding region: 176-1048 (290 amino acids)
Biological process (GO): root development; shoot system development
Source: RefSeq, a predicted model, not a curated record
CACUGCAUUAAUAUUUCUGAGAUAAUGUUGGAUCUGAAUCUAAAUCAGCAAGCGCUCACUGAUAUGAGUUUCGAUUAGAUUCCUUUUGUUUAUCUCCCAAACUCUAAUAUAUAUUGAAUCAUAGAGUCAAUUGUGCAUAUUCAACCUCAAGGCUUCUCCUCUUCUCUUGAAGAAAAUGGCAGCUUCUUUCUUCAACCCAAACUCCUAUUGUAACCAUGUUCGCUCAACCAGCUUGCCCUCUAAACCACACCCUCUAAUUCUAAAGUGCAAUGAUUACUUAGCCACAUUAGAGGCUUUAGAUGCAGCUUCCUCUUCAUCAUCAUCCUCAUCAUUCAGCCACAAACUAAGUGAGCUUCAGGAUUUGCAUGAUGCUGUUGAAAAACUGGUUCAACUUUCUGAUACUUGCAAAGUUCUUGACCAUGAGUGCCGAGAUGAGCUAUUGGAUGGAUCUCUUCGGCUGCUAGAUGCAUGCACAGCUGCAAAGGAUGCGCUUUUGCACACAAAGGAAAGUGCAAGGGAAGUUCAAUUAAUUAUGAGGAGAAAAAGAGGAGGUGAAAUGGAGGUCAGAAAAUACUUGACCUCUAGGAAGGUAGUGAAAAAGGCUAUCGCCAAAGCUUUGGGAAAUCUGAAGAGUGCUUCAAAUAAAUGCAAGUUCUCUUCUACACACAAGGGUCAUCAGAGUGGUGAAUUGGUGAGCCUAUUUAAAGAUGUGGAAGUAGUCACUCUUCAUAUUUUGGAGUCACUGUUAUGUUUUAUCUGUGGACCAACACAAUCAAAGUCAGGCAAUUGGUCUUUGGUUUCCAAGUUAAUGCACAAUAAAAGGGUUUCAUGCACACAAGAAGCGGACGAGAAUGAGUUUGCCAUAGUAGAUGCAACAUUGCAGUCUUUUGCAUUUCACAGUUCAGGCAAGUCAGAGGAUAUUGAUCAUUUGCUGAACCAGUUGGAAAUUCUGGAGACAAUGAUUCAAGACUUUGUGGAAGGUCUAGAAACUCUUUUUAGGAGAUUUAUCAAAACUAGAGUUGCCCUCUUAAAUAUUCUCAGUCAUUAGUUUUGCAAUUUGAUGGCUUCAAUUUACUGUAAAUUUCUAGAUUUGUACAGAAUUUAGCUUCUCAGAGACAUUUGUACAUGGAAAGCA